Molecule: messenger RNA, 1314 nt
Organism: Strongyloides ratti
Lineage: Eukaryota; Metazoa; Nematoda; Chromadorea; Rhabditida; Strongyloididae
Product: Iron/zinc purple acid phosphatase-like protein
Exons: 2
Coding region: 1-1314 (437 amino acids)
Molecular function (GO): metal ion binding; acid phosphatase activity
Source: RefSeq, a predicted model, not a curated record
AUGAAUGGUAAUCCAAAUGUUGGUCCUGAUUUUUCACAACCGGAACAGAUCCAUCUAUCAUAUGGAGGGGAUGUAACAAAAUUAAUUGUAACAUGGUUAACUUUUGAUGAUACAUUCAAUAGUUAUGUUGAGUAUGGAGAAGAUAUUGAUAAAUUAAAUAAUAUCAUCAAGGCAAAAGUUCAUCUUUUUAAUGAAGGAAAAAAAAGGUAUAUUCAUACAGCUACAAUAGAAAAUAUACAACCAGGAAAAAGAUAUUUUUAUCAUGUUGGUUCUAAAUAUGGAUGGAGUUCUAUAUUUUGGUUUUAUGGAUUACAGGAAAGACCUGAUGGUGGAUAUAGAUAUGCUGUUUUUGGUGAUAUGGGAAAUAUUAAUGCUAGAUCAUUAGGAAAAUUACAGGAGAUGGCUCAGAGACAUGAGAUUGAUGUUGUCUUACAUGUUGGUGAUUUUGCUUACAAUUUUAAUACUAAUAAUGGAGAUUUUGGUGAUCAAUUUUUUAGGCAAAUAGAACCUGUUGCAGCAUACAUUCCAUAUAUGGCAGUUGUUGGUAAUCAUGAAUCAGCAAAUAAUUUUUCACAUUAUGUUAAUAGAUUUACAAUGCCUUCAACUGAUGAUAAUCAUUUCUAUAGUUUUAAUCUUGGUCAUGCUCAUUUUACUGCUUUUAGUACAGAAUUUUAUUUCUAUACUAAUUAUGGAUGGAUGCAAAUUUUUAAUCAAUGGAAAUGGUUAAUUAAUGAUCUUCAUACAGCAAAUGAUAACAGAGAAAAAUAUUCUUGGUUAAUAAGUAUGGGUCAUAGACCAGCUUACUGUUCAACAUGGGAUGGUGAUGAUUGUAGGUAUUUCAAUUCAAUAAUACGUACUGGUCUUCCUAUAACACAUGCAUAUGGGUUAGAGAAAUUAUUUUAUGAAAAUUCUGUUGAUAUUGAAAUUUGGGCACAUGAACAUACAUAUGAAAGGAUGUUUCCCGUUUACAAUAGAACAGUUAUGAAAAAAGGUCCAAAUCCAUAUAUUGAUCCAAUAGCUCCAGUACAUAUAAUAUCAGGAAGUGCUGGAUGUCAAGAGAAUACUGAUACAUUUAUUAAACAACCAGGUCCAUGGAGUGCUUUUAGAAGUAGUGAUUAUGGUUUUAGUGUUAUGCAAAUUUUUAAUAAAACACAUAUUCAUUUUCAACAAUUAUCAGCAGCUGAAGAUAGAAUAAUUGAUGAUUUUUGGGUAGUAAAAAAUAAUAAAGAUGGUUACCAUAGAAAAGGUGCAGCAGAAAAAUUGUUUCGGGAGGGUGAAACAUACCUACCACCAAAAGAAAAUGAUGAAAAAUAA